GUUGCGCCGCCAAGCACCCCAAGCGCGGCCCGCGUUGAACCAGGCGUCGCUGCCGGGCAUGCGACGGCCAGCCAGCCACAAACUUCCAUGGGCGCCGCCACUGUGGGCGCCGCGAUGCUCGCUGCGGGCUGCGCGACCCGAGUCACGGCCAAGGGCAAGGGACAGCGCAAAGCGGUGAAGUUGGCAGCUGUGAGCACUGACACGGAGGUGGAGACCGACUGCAUCAACUCCAUCCGGUUUCUGGCCGUAGAUGCUGUGAACAAGGCCAAUUCUGGCCAUCCUGGCGCGCCCAUGGGCCAGGCACCCAUCGGCUAUCUGCUCUUUGCGGAGGAGAUGGCCUACAACCCCAAGGAUCCGACCUGGGUCAACCGUGACCGCUUCGUGCUUUCCUCCGGCCAUGGCUGCAUGCUGCAGUACUCCCUGCUGCACCUUGCCGGCUACGAUAGCGUGGCCAUGGAUGACCUCAAGCAGUUCAGGCAGUGGGGUUCCAAGACACCUGGCCAUCCAGAGAAUUUCGAGACGGCCGGAAUCGAGGUCACCACCGGGCCUCUGGGCAUGGGAAUCUCCAAUGCCGUUGGCUUGGCAGCCGCUGAGGCACACGUGGCGGCAACCUACAACAAGCCGGAUUUCACGCUGAUCGAUCAUUACACCUACACCAUUGCAGGAGAUGGCUGCAUGCAGGAGGGUAUCUCGCACGAGGCCUGCGCUUACGCCGGGCACCUGGGGCUUGGAAAGCUCAUCGCCUUCUAC
Molecule: messenger RNA, 750 nt
Organism: Symbiodinium sp. CCMP2456
Lineage: Eukaryota; Dinophyceae; Suessiales; Symbiodiniaceae
Source: the annotation of a GenBank genome assembly